This is a messenger RNA of Talaromyces marneffei, 1536 nucleotides long. RefSeq lists its product as uncharacterized. The transcript has 3 exons. NCBI's taxonomy places the organism in Eukaryota, Fungi, Ascomycota, Eurotiomycetes, Eurotiales, Trichocomaceae. The coding region runs from base 1 to 1536 and encodes 511 amino acids. The record is from RefSeq and is a predicted model, not a curated record. Gene Ontology annotation, molecular function: heme binding; steroid hydroxylase activity; iron ion binding.
AUGAAUGUCACUCUACCGACGAGAAUGGUGUCACUGGACCCAGAAUUCUACCAGUCUCCAGUGACCAUCGGACUCGGUACUAUCCUCGCUGCGAUCCUAAGUCUUUUUGCCUUCGUUUCCUACACACCUAGAGUUGACAAGAGGGUGCCAAAAUUCACAAGCGACACAUACCCGUUCAUCGGGGCUGCCAAUUUCAUGUGGCGCAAAGGUCAAUUCUUGAAAGACUCCUUCAAAGAGUCUAAGACUGGCCACUUCAGCUUUUGGGUUGGCAAGAAACAUGUUGUGGGUGUCAGUGGAGAGGCUGGCCGCAAAGCGUUUCUGGAGGGCCCUGGCCUUGACUUCGUCCAAGGAUCAGGUUUACGUGGAGUUGGGCUACGCAAAUUAACUCCAAUUCCUGAGAUCUUUAAGCCCAACUUUCACAAUGGCCGUAGCUAUUUUCUGCGCCGUCUCAUCGACAUGCAAAAAUCCGAGGUGUUGAGAAACCAUCUUGCUCGUCUUACCAGCGACACUCGCAAAAUCUUCCAAAGUGCGCUGGCCAAAGACACGACAGGUGUAACCAACCCAGCCAUUACUUGUGCGAGGAUCGUGUAUACACAUGACAUGCUCUUAUUUUGUUGCCAGGAGAUCGCCGACGACACGAAGAUUUUCGAAGAGCUUUUCGAGAUGUACAACACUAUGCAAGCUGCCAGUAGCUUCAAAGCUGUGUUCUUCCCUUGGAUACCAUCUACAGACACCCGGAAACGGGCAGAGAGAUUGAAAUACCUCCAGGAUUUAUUCGACCCAGUAGUCGAGAGGCGCAUGAGAGGAAUCACACCUCGCCAGGAAGACGGCCUACAAUUCAUGAUUGACAGUGGUGACAAGAAGGCCAACAUCGCUGACUUCUUUGUCAGCAUUAUCUUCAUUGCUCCAACCAACUCUCGCAUUCUUAUGGGCCAGAUGUUGCACAAUAUGGCCUCUCACCAAGAGUGGCAGGAAAAAGUCCACGCUGAAAUCAAGGCUGCCGCAAAAGCUCAUGCAAAGAAUCCAAACGCACCCUUGGUCGAACAACUCGAUUCUCUGCCGCUUGAUGUCUGGGAAACCAGCUUCCCUACACUGGAUAUCUGCUUCAAGGAGGCAAUUCGCAUGUGGGUUGUCUUCUCUAUGAUGCGCAAGAACAUUGGAUCCACCCCAAUUGAGCUUCCUGGUAGCAACGAGGUCAUCCCCGCAGGUAGCUACGCUAUUUACAACACAGCAGAGAUACAUCUUAACCCAGAGCUAUAUCCCGAACCUACGAAAUAUAAGCCCGAACGGUGGCUGCCUGGUAACGAUUACUACAAGAAGGUAACUUAUGGAUUUAUUGGCUGGGGCGAUGGUCGGCACCCUUGCCCAGGAAAGCGUUGGGCGAAGUUGCAAUCGACUAUCACUGUCGCAUACGCCCUAGCAGGGUGGAAGUGGAUGAGUAUCGAUGAUGGUAUUGCAAACAAGUCUAGUAGUGACGGAGGACACGGUACUGUUCUCUCCGGCAAGCUUCUCAAGUUUGUUUCCAGAGACGAGUAG